Messenger RNA from Trypanosoma grayi, 534 nucleotides. RefSeq names its product spliceosomal U5 snRNP-specific protein. The record is from RefSeq and is a predicted model, not a curated record. Gene Ontology annotation, biological process: mRNA splicing, via spliceosome. Gene Ontology annotation, cellular component: U4/U6 x U5 tri-snRNP complex; U5 snRNP; spliceosomal complex. The transcript has a single exon. The coding region runs from base 1 to 534 and encodes 177 amino acids. NCBI's taxonomy places the organism in Eukaryota, Euglenozoa, Kinetoplastea, Trypanosomatida, Trypanosomatidae.
AUGGCGGAGCUGCAGCACCUGCACUCCGCGUGGGACGUCGACCGCCACAUCGUUCUCGAGGGCGAGAAGCUCGUGCUGAUCCGCUUCAGCCACUACGAAUCGCCGCCACCCGAGGAUGAGCUCCACAACAGCAAGAUGAAGAUUAGCAACAACAACAACAGCAGCAGUGGUGGCAGCAGCAGUGGGCUGACGGCGUACUACAUCGCCACACGGCAGAUGGACGAGGUGCUCCUCGCGCUCGCGCCAAAGGUGCGGAAGUACUGCACCGUCUACGCCGUGUCGACGACGGAGGUGCCGGAGUUCAACGGCAUGUACGAACUGGGCCACAACCGAGAGCCGUUCGCGGUGAUGUUCUUCUACCGCAACACACACAUCCGCGUUGAUGUUGGCACCGGCAACAACAACAAGAUCAACUUCUUCAUGGAGGCGGAUGACCUGCUGCCCAUCAUUGACGCCGCGUACCGUGCGGGGAGGAGCGGCAAGGCUAUCACGAGUUCCGAGAGGAAGUUCACAACGGCAGCAGUCUGGCGGUGA